CUACUUUUUGUUCUCCCUUCCCUACCAACUAAGCUUGCCUAAUUUGCUUCAGAAUUGGAAGAAGGAAUUGCAGCAGGAAAAUAUGUGAAAGAGUUUUUAAACCUACAGAUUCUUCUUACUUUAGAAUUAGUUGUUACAUUGGCAGGAAAAAAUAAAUGCAGAUGUUGGACCAUGUUGGAAACCUUGUCAAGACAGUGGAUUGUCUCACACAGAAUGGAAAUGUGGCUUCUGAUUCUGGUGGCGUAUAUGUUCCAGAGAAAUGUGAAUUCAGUACAUAUGCCAACUAAAGCUGUGGACCCAGAAGCAUUCAUGAACAUUAGCGAAAUCAUCCAACAUCAAGGCUAUCCCUGUGAGGAAUAUGAAGUCACAACUGAAGAUGGGUAUAUCCUCUCUGUUAACAGGAUUCCUCGAGGCCUAGUGCAACCUAAGAAGACAGGUUCCAGGCCUGUGGUGUUACUGCAGCAUGGCCUAGUUGGAGGUGCUAGCAACUGGAUUUCCAACCUGCCCAACAAUAGCCUGGGCUUCAUUCUGGCAGAUGCUGGUUUUGAUGUGUGGAUGGGGAACAGCAGGGGAAAUGCCUGGUCUCGAAAACACAAGACCCUCUCCAUAGACCAAGAUGAGUUUUGGGCUUUCAGUUAUGAUGAGAUGGCUAGGUUUGACCUUCCUGCAGUGAUAAACUUUAUUUUGCAGAAAACGGGCCAGGAAAAGAUCUAUUAUGUCGGCUAUUCACAGGGCACCACCAUGGGCUUUAUUGCAUUUUCCACCCUGCCAGAGCUGGCUCAGAAAAUCAAAAUGUAUUUUGCUUUAGCGCCCAUAGCCACUGUUAAGCAUGCAAAAAGCCCUGGGACCAAAUUUUUGUUGCUGCCAGAUAUGAUGAUCAAGGGAUUGUUUGGCAAAAAAGAAUUUCUGUAUCAGACCAGAUUUCUCAGACAGCUUGUUAUUUACCUUUGUGGCCAGGUGAUUCUUGAUCAGAUUUGUAGUAAUGUCAUGUUACUUCUGGGUGGAUUCAACACCAACAAUAUGAACAUGAGCCGAGCAAGUGUAUAUGUUGCCCACACUCUUGCCGGAACAUCUGUGCAAAAUAUUCUACACUGGAGCCAGGCAGUGAAUUCUGGUGAACUCCAGGCAUUUGACUGGGGGAGUGAGACCAAAAAUCUGGAAAAAUGCAAUCAGCCAACUCCUGUAAGGUACAGAGUCAGAGAUAUGAUGGUCCCUACAGCAAUGUGGACAGGAGGUCAGGACUGGCUUUCAAAUCCAGAAGACGUGAAAAUGCUGCUCUCUGAGGUGACCAACCUCAUCUACCAUAAGAAUAUUCCUGAAUGGGCUCACGUGGAUUUCAUCUGGGGUUUGGAUGCUCCUCACCGUAUGUACAAUGAAAUCAUCCAUCUGAUGCAGCAGGAGGAGACCAACCUUUCCCAGGGACGGUGUGAGGCCGUAUUGUGAAGCAUCUGACACGGACAAUCUUAGGACAACCUCAUGAGGGAUGGG
Molecule: messenger RNA, 1488 nt
Organism: Nomascus leucogenys (northern white-cheeked gibbon)
Lineage: Eukaryota; Metazoa; Chordata; Mammalia; Primates; Hylobatidae
Gene: LIPM
Product: lipase family member M
Molecular function (GO): hydrolase activity, acting on ester bonds
Source: RefSeq, a predicted model, not a curated record